AUGUGCCUGCACGACUGGUACGGUCGCCGUCAGGGUCGCGCUGCUGGAGCUCGGGGCUCUGCCGCUGGAGGUGCUUCUGCUGACGUCGCUGGAGCUGGGAGUGGUGCUGGUACUUUGUCUACUGGAGGUGCUGGAGUUGCUGGUCCCGGAGGUGCUCGUACUGGCAGUACUGGAGCUGCUGGGACUGGAGGUGCUGUGUCUGGGGGUGCUGCUGCUGGAGACGCUGAGGCUGGAGACCCUGGGACUGGAGUUGCCGGUUCUGGGGGUGCUGCUGCUGGAGACACUGCGGUUGGAGACCCUGGGACUGGAGGUGCCGGUUCUGGGGGUGCUGCUGCUGGUGGAGCUGGUCCUGGAGGAGCUGGCGCUGGAGAUUCUGGAGCUACUAGGGGCGCUGGAGCUGCUGGUACUGGUGGCACGGCGCAGCCGAGACUGUUCUUCGCUCCGCCGUCUUCGUCGUCCCCGCCACCGCCUCAGUCUGUGCUUCGCCAGGUUCUUAGCCUACCGUCGUCUACUGGUCUUCCGUUACAGCCUGGCUCCCCACUGCCUGCUCCUUCUCCUUACACUGAGCAGACUGGGGGUCUUGCUGAGCGUCGUGAGCCUGCGUCGCGUCCUGUCUCGCCUGUCCCCUCUGGUCGUUCCGGUCGGCGUGUUCCUCGUCCGCGUCAGCCAGCUGUCCCCGGCACACGUCUCGUAGUCCGUCGUCCUUCCUCUGCUCCGCAGUCUGUUCCUCUGCCGUCUCCCCCUGCGUCCUCUCUGCCUGACGUUCCGGACCCUGAGUCUGACCGGUUUCGUGCUGAGCACCCUACUGUCACGCGUCUGUUAGCCACAGUUGUCACUGACCCGUCGUUUGGGUCUUCUGCUGCGUCUGCCUUGGUCGCUGAGCUUGUUGACUUUGCUGCUGCCUGUCGUCUAGACUACGCCACUGCUCCUGUUGCUGAGUCUACGUCUGUCUGUCCUCUGUCCGUCGGGGGUGAGUGUGCUCUUGGCACGGACGUCCUUGAGGACAGACAGGAGGACCUUGAGUGUCUUGCAGCCGCUGCACCUCAUCUCGUGGCCAUGCUGCUUGCCCCUGAGGGAGACCCGGAUGCUCUAGACAUCCCUACCCCGCGCUCUUACGCUGAGGCGAUCGCGGGUCCCUACUCCUCUCAGUGGCAGACAGCCAUGGACGCAGAGAUGGCAUCCUGGAAGUCCACAGGCACUUACGUUGACGAGGUUCCCCCUCCUGGGGCGAACAUCGUCGAUGGCAUGUGGAUUUUCAGGGUGAAGCGGCCGCCGGGUUCUCCGCCUGUCUUCAAGGCUCGUUACGUUGCUCGAGGCUUCACGUGA
This is a messenger RNA of Closterium sp. Yama58-4, 1326 nucleotides long. The record is from the annotation of a GenBank genome assembly. Lineage: Eukaryota; Viridiplantae; Streptophyta; Zygnematophyceae; Desmidiales; Closteriaceae.